Molecule: messenger RNA, 3984 nt
Organism: Paramecium primaurelia
Lineage: Eukaryota; Ciliophora; Oligohymenophorea; Peniculida; Parameciidae
Source: the annotation of a GenBank genome assembly
AUGUAUAAGAUAACCCAAACUCAAUUACUAGAAUGGGUCAAAGAUGGAAACGCAUAAACUUUGGCAACUUACUUUCGUGAAAACCUAGCUGGCAAUUUAAAAGGACUUUAACUCUUUUUUAAGAUGAUUGACAACUAAAAACGUAAUGUAGUCCAUUGGGCUGCCUAUUUCGGAUAAUUGGAAUUAUUAGAAAAUUGGCUAUAAUCCUACUCUUAAUACAUUGAUCUUAAUAAGACUGAUAUGCAUCAUUAUACUCCUUUAGAAUUAGCGAGUAUUAAAGGGUAAAUUCAAUAUUCUUAUUAAUUACAGCUUUAUGAAAGAAUAGGACUCCUUGAUUUAAUUUAGCCUAAUCAAACUAUUAAUUGAGAAUAAGGCUAUAGUACCAGUAGAUAAUCCAUAUAAACGAGCCACUCCACUUCAUUGGGCCUAUUAUUAUGGAAAUACAGAGCUAAUAAAAUUUCUUUUGUCAAAUUACCCUGAUCUUCAAUAUCAACUAGACUAAUUUGGCAUGUAUCCUGUUGAUUAUUUAUUCUUAGAGAAUAGACCUUAGGAAUAUUAGUAUUUUGAUAAAUUUCAUAUUUUUUAGGAGGAAUUACAAAGGUAUUUUUAUUGCAACAGUAGUGGAGUAUGCAUAUACAAUAUAUAAUCACCAAUUCAAAAAUAUUCGUAAUCUCAAUACUUAAAUGACUAUGACUCUUCGAUCCUAAUCGUUAAAAUCAUAAGGAAAUGAUAGUAGAGAGAGAUUACACUUGAAAGAACCUGCAAAUGAAAUAGAUAGUGAAUCUGAAGAAAGAACCUAAAAUUAUUUGCACGCAGGUUUAACUACUAUGACCUUAAUGUCAAAGGUAAGAUAAACAUGUACUAAUUCUCAAAAAAGAGAUUCCUUAACUUCAAAACUAAGUUAAUAAUUUAAGUAGAUUAAAGAGAAGAUGACAAAAUUACCUAAUAAAAAUAUAACUAAUGAAAUUCCAUUUGAUGAUUCCUAAUUAGAACUUAAUGAACCAGAAGCAGAGAAAAUUCCAACAGUCAAAAUACUGUAGCCAACUAAUACAAUUUUCAUGGAUCCUCAUAAAAAUUAUUUGGAUUAAUCAAAUAAAAUACUCAAUUCUAAGAGUGAUUUGGAAAGUGAAAGAAAUAAUUAAAAAAAUCUUCUUUAAUCAGAUGAUGAAAUUCCUCGUCCUUUUAAAUCAAAUAAUAUAUAAUCACAAUAUGAAUUAUCUCGAUAUUAACCAUCAUAAUGUCAAUAGUCAUGUGCUCCUUCUUAAUUUGGAAGGCAAUUUUCUCAAGAAAUGCAAAUAUCUUAAGAGGAUUUUAGAUUAUCAAUGAAGGAUGCUUAAUAAUUUAGAUCUAUGAAACCUUCUUUAAAAAAACCAGGAUAGAAAUUAUUUAAAAGGAAAAGUACAACUUUUAAUAAUGAACCUUACUACAUUUUUCAUUUUACAAAAAGUUAAAGUAAGAGGUAAUUGUUUGAAUGUAGAUUAUAAUUUUGGUCAACAAGAAUUGAAUCAAUAGAAUUUUUUACAUACUUUUUAAAAAAGGGAUGCAAUCCAUUUCUAAUUUAAUAUUAAGGAUUUAAUUGCCUACAUAUUGCAGCAAACAAAGGAAAAUAUAAUAUUCUUAGAUUUAUUUUAGAGAAUGAAUAUAAAUACAAAGAACUUGAAUAACUGAAGGAAAAAUAACCUUACAUUACUGAAGAAGAAUUAAGUAAGACUUAGUAAAGCAAAGUUAUAUUUAAUAAAGUAUUAUUAAUUUUUAAUUAUUAGAAUAAUGCUUUCAAUAUGAUGACUGAUUUGAAUCCUUCCAAUGCCUUACAUUUAGCCAUUGAAAUUAAUAAUUUUGAAUGUAUGAAGUUAUUAGUGGAAAAUGGGGUUUCGGUAGAUGUGUUAAAUCAUAGAUGUUUAAAACCUUUUGAACUAACAUUUGAUACUAAAAUGGUCAAAUUUUAUGAGAAUUAAUAUCUAAAAAAACAUGAACAAAGUUUUAAUUUUAUGGGAUAUAUGUACGUUCUUUAAACUAAAGGAUCUUUGGAUAUUAAUCAAGAUAUUGUUAUGUUAUAAUUACAAAAUAUUAGAUAAUCCUUUUAAUAAAAUGACAUGGAAUUUGAAUUUAUUGUAAUCAAUACUCCAAAUUAUAAUUAUCUAAGAAAUACUAAAGAGAAUAAAAUUCAACAUCAUUAUUAUGUUCUAAAAUUAACAGCACAUACUAUUUAUAAACUAGCAGAUAAAUAUGAAAUUGAAUGCUAUCAUUUUACUAAGAAAGUAAUAUUUUGAUUAAUUAUAGCAUUUAGCCAAGUUUAAAUAUAGAGAUUAUGCUCAUUAUGAAUUUCCUAAACCUUUGUAGAUAUAAUCUCUAAUUGUUAAUACAUUAAAUGAAGAAUUUGAUUUAGACAAAUUUAUAUUAGAAGGAUUAGUGAUCUCUCAUUUUCCACUUGAAGAUAUUUCAAAAUCAUCAAAAGUUGAUUAGUUAUGGAAAGAACUAUAAUAUAAUUGCAUUAGAGAUACAAUCAGAUUUGAAACUCAUUAAUUUUCAUUAAGACCAUUAAAUUCCAUAGCAGCAUAUUAUGGACCAGUAAUUGCCUGGUAUUUAUCUUUUAAUGUCUAAAUUGUGGGUUGGCUUAUUAUUCCAGCUCUAGUAGGUUCUGCUAUUCAAUUAUAUCAGCUAUUUGCUGAUAAAGUUCAGUAUAAAUUAAUUAGUAUAAAAUUAGUGCUUCCAUUUUACCAGCUUAUGCUUUGUUUAUGUCACUAUGGGCAACAUUAUUUAUGGAAAAAUGGAAAAAUAGAGAAUCUGAAUUUAAAUAUAUAUGGGACAUGCAUAAAUUCAAAUAAUAAGAACCUUAAAGAGUAAUGUAUACUGGUGAAUAUGUUAUCAAUCAAUGUACAAAUAAAAUAGGAAUUUAUGAUUCAUUUACAACAUUUAAAAGAAGAAUGAUAGUUGAAUUCCCAGUAAUAUUGUUAGGGAUAGCUAUUAUAGUCGUGAGCUUCUUUGCCUUCAAUAUUUGGCAAUAAAACCAAGAACCAAACAAUAUUUAUAUGCCAAUAAUAAUUAAUUCUCUUAAUGGAGUAAGUAUGACUGUCUUUUGUGACCUAUAUAAACGUUUGUGUAAAUCAGUUGUUAAUUGGGAAAAUCAUAAAUUUGAUUUAGCAAUGUAAUACUCUUAUGUUUUAAAAGUCUUUUUGUUUGAAUUCUUAAUCUCUUAUAUCUCAGUUGUAUAUGCUGUGUUAUUUAAAUCUGACCAAACUCAAUUAACUUUAUCAGUAGCUAGCAUAAUUAUUACUAGAGGACUAAUCUCAAAUUUAACAAGUAAUUGUAUGCCUUAUUUAUUCUACAAAUAUUUAAAAUGGGUUUUAAAAGGUUAAUUUGAUAAAUUUCAUGACUUUUGUAAAGAUUUCAAAAUUUCUGAAAUGUAAUAUGUAGAUGAAAAGUUAAACCUUGAAGAUUAGAUUAAAUUUAUGCAAAUAAUGGAGGAUAGCCAUAAUAAAUAACCAUAAAAGGAACUAUAUAAUGAGUAUACAAGUAUAGCCAUUCAAUUUGGAUAUACAACAAUGUUUUCCCCUGCCUUUGCUGCUGCUCCACUUUUUUUUCUGUUAAAUCAAUACAUCAACCUUCAAUUCUCCAUUUACAAUUAUUAAAAAGUGCUAAAAAGAGAGGUAAGAUAUUACAUUACUAAAGAGAGCUUAAGCUGCUGAUUCAAUUGGAAUUUGGCUAUCCAUUUUUGAGAUUAUGAAUUAUUGUUCUACCUUCAUGAAUUGCAUAGUGAUUGGAAUCGUAAAUAAAUCUGAAUUUGAAAAAUUGAUUGGGGAUACUGAUCCCUUAUUUCAAGCCUUAGUUCUUGCAGCUAUAGAACAUAUUUUAUUACUUAUUAAAUAUAUACUUGGAGCAGCAAUUCCUGAUUGUCCUUAUUGGGUAUCGAAAGAAUUAAGGAAAUAUGCAUUUCUAGAAGGAAAGAGUGCUAAAAUUCAUGAAGACAGUCAAAUUACUUUCUGA